Molecule: messenger RNA, 1755 nt
Organism: Girardinichthys multiradiatus
Lineage: Eukaryota; Metazoa; Chordata; Actinopteri; Cyprinodontiformes; Goodeidae
Gene: fnta
Product: farnesyltransferase, CAAX box, alpha
Exons: 9
Coding region: 92-1222 (376 amino acids)
Biological process (GO): protein farnesylation; protein geranylgeranylation
Cellular component (GO): protein farnesyltransferase complex; CAAX-protein geranylgeranyltransferase complex; cytoplasm
Molecular function (GO): CAAX-protein geranylgeranyltransferase activity; protein farnesyltransferase activity
Source: RefSeq, a predicted model, not a curated record
AUUUCCCACGGUACGUGAAGGAAGCGGAAGCUUCGUCCUUCUGCUUCCUGAGGGAACAGCGCUGUGGUUGAGACGAAGCUAAAAGUUAGCCAUGUCAAGUGCUGAGGAACCCUCCAGUGAAGCCCCAGAAGUUAAAGAGCAUAAAGAGUUUGAUGUAGAAGCCGAGGACCACUUCGGGGACAGUUAUGGAGCCGAACCGACCCGAUACAUAUUUUACAGAGACCGGAAGGAGUGGGCUGAUCUGGAGCCUGUUCCACAAGAUGAUGGACCAAAUCCUGUAGUGAAGAUUGCCUACUCUGAGAAGUUUGCCGAUGUUUAUGACUAUUUCCGUGCUCUCCUAAAGAAGGAUGAAAGGAGUGAGAGGGCUUUCGCUUUGACGGCAGACGCCAUCGAGCUAAAUGCAGCUAAUUACACAGUAUGGCACUACAGGCGAGUACUUCUUCAAGCUCUGUCAAAGGACCUGAGGGAGGAGAUGAAAUAUAUUACCAACAUCAUCGAGGACCAACCCAAGAACUACCAAGUCUGGCAUCACAGACGCAUGGUGGUGGAGUGGUUGAAUGACCCCUCAGAGGAACUUGAGUUUAUUGCAGAGAUUCUCAGCCAAGACGCGAAGAACUACCAUGCAUGGCAGCACAGGCAGUGGGUCAUCCAGGAAUACAAACUUUGGGACAAUGAGCUGGAGUUUGUGGAGAAUCUUCUCGCGGAAGACGUGCGGAAUAACUCUGCGUGGAACCAGAGGCAUUUUGUUAUUUCUCACACCACAGGCUUUUCUGAUCCAGCUGUUGUGCAGAGAGAGAUUCAGUAUUGUUUGAACCAGAUCAGGAAGGCCCCCCACAAUGAGAGCGCAUGGAAUUAUUUGAAAGGGAUGCUGCAAGACAGAGGCCUCUCAUCUCGGCCGGGUCUGCUGGAAAAGGUCCUGGAGCUGAAGGAGACGCACUGCUCGCCUUAUCUGCUCGCUUUUCUGUUCGAUUGCUAUGAAGACGCUUUAGAGUCUAUCUUCCAAAAGGAAAAUAUGGAACAGGAACAAAAGGAAACAUUAAAAAAGGCUUUAGAAAUCUGUGAGCUUCUGGCCCAGGAGAAGGACACCAUUCGUAAGGAGUACUGGCAGUUUUUGGGACGAUCGGUCAAGAACAAAUACAGAGGAAAUAGUCCUUCGAACGAUCCCGUGGCAGAGGAAGUCAAGCAGUCGGUUCCAGUGUCUGAAGCCCAGGAGAUCAGCUAGAGCUCCAGUGGACCUCCCUAUUUUCACUCCUCUUCAUGCUCAUCAACAUUAACAUGAGCAACCCACAGAGUUUGAAAUCUCUGUAAAUUGCUAAGAAUGUGCUGAAUAACUACGAACAUAAGGUCACUUAGAAGGAUGUACUCAGUAUGAAUAAUAAACUCCCUAUUCUUGCUUAUUUCAUCUGAAACCAUUUAAAUGCAUAGUUUUUUUUUAUAUGUCAAUACAAAUCUUAUGAUGUGUGUUAAAGGACACUUGCUUUUGUUUGCUUGCACAACAGCUUCUAAAUUAAAGCCUUGAGGGUUGAAAAUAUUUGAUCAGUGUGGCUGAAAAGGUAAACAAGACUUUAAUUUGACUGCUUGUUUGAAUGCAAACUCAUAUUUGACAAAAUCCAUGAAAAUCUUCGGAUUAUUAGUGAGUGUGGCUGGUAGGAUAAUUCAUGUACUUCUGUUUAAAAGUACUUUAAGCUCUAAUACUGACGAUUGUUAGCAGGACUUGUUCUUUCUGUAACAAUAAAGCAGCUGAGAGAUAAAGCA